AUGAAAGAGAGACAGAAUAUACUUAAGAAGAACAAUAUUAUAAUAAGAAAUAGAUUAAAGAAUACUAUAAUUAUACUAUUAGUAAUAAAAACAGUAAUAUACAGCGUAUGUGCUAAACUGUCUGAGAAAGAUGCAGAAUUAGCAGAGACCAUGGAGAUAAGAAAUUGGUUUUUAUUACGCCCAACUGGAGGACUUUCACCAACUCUUCAGCAUAUGGUCCAUAAAAAUAGGUUUAUGGAGAACUUUCGUAUGUACUGGCAUGGAAUAUAUAGAGAAAAGAGUAAAGAUAGUGGAUCCAGACGGAAUCAUAAUGAUUUAAUGGCAUGGAAAGUGUAUAGCAUAAUAGAUGAGGAUAAAGAAAAGAACAAAUACUUGAAUGUGUUUGGAGAUAAACUGAUAAAUAUGUUUCCAUCAGUGCACGGGGCUUAUUCUAUUGACUCUCCAUCCACUGGCACAUUCACUUGGUUUCUAAGGAUGAAUACUGGCAAUUCAGACGGCUUGAAUUUAUUGGCUUCUUUAUUUCUUCUUUCUGAGGGAGUGAACAUCCCCAUUGAAAUAAUAAGUGAUAAAGAGCACGCUCGGAAUAAAAUAAUUAUUUUAAAGAAGAAAGGAGAAGAAAAUGAAUUCUUUGUUAAUUUGAGUCUAAUCAUAAAUAGUAGUGCAAUCCCAGUAUAUUGUAAUACAGUAGAAGGUAUACUGGCCUUCUUUAAAAGACUUAGUGAUCCAGAAGAUACUCUGAAAGUACCAGAAGAGUUCUCAAUGCCCAGUACGUAUGAAGAGUUCUUAACAGGGAAAUUCCUGUAUAACCCGAAAUUUCUUAUACAGUCGUACGUCUUUGAGUAUAUAGACGAUGCGAAUACGUAUAAUAUGUUUGCAACAGCAGUGCAUGACAUACUUAAUGAAUACAUACCUACUAAUUGUGAUAACCCAAUUACAGAUGCAGAUAGGCACGCACUGGUUGUAUUUAAUCAGUUGUUUAUGGGUGGCAACAGAGAAUAUAUUAAAAGCCUGCGUUCAUUUAAUGAGGUAUUUGAAACAACUAUUGGGCAGCAAUUACUAGAAAUAGAAUAUACGGCGUGUAAUCUCACAGACUUCUCUAAGUUUAAAAGAGUAAGUGAUGCGCUUAAAAAUACACCCUUUGUGAAUGUUAUUUAUAGACCAAGUUACAUAGAUGGGCCAGCUUAUAUUAAUAAGGACCGUCAAUACGCUUUAUCUUAUAAAGACGAAUGCUGUUUUAAAAAUUGUCAGAAGUGUAUUCUUCUUGCUCUGUUCCUAUGCUUUGCCUUUGACCGAGAAACUAAAGAAUAUAAUAUAGAUCAUAUACCAAAUGCAUCUAAAGAGCUAAAAGAGUUCUUUUCUAAGUAUACCCACAAAGUAAGUAGCAUAGGCAGUACUAUGCGAUCUGAUUGGGAGAGAGUUAUAUGUGGACUUCCUAGACCAGAGCAUGGUUUUUCUAAAGGUGGUUUAACCGUUAAUACUGGAUUAUUACACAUGUUAUAUACGAUGUAUGACUUAGUAGGAAAAGGGCAUAAAAUAAAAAGAACAAUUAGUUACAUAAAUAAUCAGUUCCAGAAUAAGUAUAAACAAGAUAAAAAAGAGGCAAAAAGAGACAUAAAAUUAUAUUUAGAAGACAUAUUUAUUUCUCUCUCCAGAAACAAAAGCAUAGACACGUCAUGCCUUUCUCUUAAUCCUGUAAAAAUAACUAAACAUGGAAAGUCUGUUAUCGAUAUGGAUAUACAAUUUAUUAUUCUAUACACAUUUGAUGGUUUAAACCAGUAUGGAAUUAAAUUCACUAUAUCGAAAAGUUAUAACAAUCCUUUAGUGGAGGUGGUAGAGGAUGAAAACAUACCAUUCUAUGGUGCCUUCCAAGUUAAAUCUUACUACAAAAAACUAAGUGCAUUUUUAGAUGAACCAAACCCUAAUUAUAAUAUUUAUAUGGAUCCAAAGACAUACCCACAAAUGAUUAUAAAACAGUACACUAGCAAGAGAUAUAUAAUAACUGAUCCUGGAGAGAGUUAUGAAGAAAAGAAGACUUUUAUUAUAAAAAACGCAUAUGAGACGAAUAAAAGAGAAAUAGUGAAUAGAAAAUGCGAUGAUCCAAACAGACUAAUGCUAUGGGGAAGUUUAGAUGAUUUAGAGCACAAGUCACAGCUUAUAAAAAUGUUCUUAAUACACAAUAAUAGAGAAACCCUUAAAAUUAAUAAUCCCAUGGUACGGUUCACUUCUAAUCUUAUAAGGAAUGUUCCUAUGGAUGACUUAAAAACAAGACAAUGUAUUCUAUCUGCCUGUGUAUACACUAAUAACUAUAAAAUAUACUAUCCACAGCUUAAGAAAUAUGAUGUGUAUACUAUGCCUAGAACAGAAAUCUCUUCAAAUGGACUAUCCUCACUAAUAGCAACACUGUCUGAUAUAGAGGUAAUAGAUCCCACUUCUUUAUUUAAUUCAUAUAUAUCUCUAUUACAGGUGUAUAAGAAAGAUAAAGAAAUCCCUUAUUUAUUCUCAGAUUUAUCCGUUAUUAUUAGUAUACUAAACAAAAUAAACAGUGAUGUUUCUAGUCCAGUACACCCAAUAUCUAAGAAUAAGACAGAAUCACGUGAUAAUGAAUCAACUGCUAUGGAUAUAAUACAGCCAGAAAAACUAUGCUCGUACAAACAGUCUGUUUUAAAUAAUAUUCAUAAAGAAUUAAUGAAUGCAGUGCCCUCUCCUGUUAACAAUAACCUUACUGCUAUUUAUAUGUGCUGGGUUUUUAAUAUAAUUAACUCUCAUUACCCCUUCUGCAUAAUGGAUAUUACACUUAUAUACUCCCGUAUACACAGACACCUUCUUUCACAUAAAAUUAAAGAUAUUUUAGGAUAUAAAUUAUCCAAUAAAAAUAUAACUAAGUUUAUAACGUUCUUAGAGGACAAUAAGCCAAAAUUAUACGAUGGUACAGAUGCAUAUGAAUUUGAAGAGAACUACCAAGCAAUAAUAUCCCUAUUUAAUAGUUAUACCAAACAACCCGAAAUAGUAUUAUGUGAUCAUGAGGAGGCACUGUCAUCGACCUUAUGCUCUUUAUUCGGGGUAUUAGAGCGUCUGGAUAUACGCAGACACUGA
Molecule: messenger RNA, 3093 nt
Organism: Nematocida parisii ERTm1
Lineage: Eukaryota; Fungi; Microsporidia
Exons: 1
Coding region: 1-3093 (1030 amino acids)
Source: RefSeq, a predicted model, not a curated record